AACAAUAUUGAUGUUAUAUCUUUUUAUCCUAAAAUUAUGAUACAUCUCAAACGGAACAAAUCCUAAUUUGGGCGGCAAGAAUCUCCAAUUAUGCUGUUUUGUGAAACCCCAGAAGAAUGCCAAGAAAAGAUAGUGGAUGAUCCUUAACCUGCACCCUCCGGCAUGGCUUCUGUUUUUAUUUUCAAAAAGAUUUGUUCUUUUUUCUUUAAAUGUUGUUUCUUACCUCUACCCAACAUAAAAAAUGAAGCUUUUUUAUGGAAUCACUCUUUUCUCUUUCAUUUUAUUAUUUUUGGUACCUGGGUCUUUUUCCUUUGAUAAUUUUCAUCAACCGUUUCCCAUUGUAGAGCCUGAUUAUGGUCACACAAAACUUCGCCUUGCCACACAAGGACUUGAGGCAAUACAGAGGAUAACAACACCCAUUGCAGCUGUCGCUGUGAUUGGUCCAUAUCGUUCAGGAAAAUCGUUCCUUCUUAAUCAGCUUCUUUCCCUCUCUUGUAAUGAAGGUUUUGGUGUUGGGCAUAUGCGUGAUACUAAGACAAAAGGAAUAUGGGUUUGGGGUACUCCAAUAGAGUUGGACAUUGAUGGAGUUACAACUUCUGUUUUCUACCUUGACACUGAAGGUUUUGAAAGUGUUGGAAAGUCAAAUGUAUAUGAUGAUCGGAUUUUUUCCCUUGCAACUGUUCUGAGUUCGGUGCUUAUAUAUAAUCUACCUGAGAUGAUCCGUGAAGCUGACAUAUCGCGACUAUCAUUUGCCAUUGAACUUGCUGAAGAGUUCUAUGGAAGAGUGAAGGGGCAAGACGUUGCGUUCGAACCAGCAAAACUCCUAUGGCUUAUCCAGCGUGAUUUUCUACAAGGAAAGUCUGUGCAAGAAAUGGUCAACGAAGCUCUACGACGAGUCCCUAAUAGUGAUGGCGACAAAAAUAUUGAUAAGGUGAAUCAGAUUCGAGAUUCAUUAGCAGUAAUGGGCGACAAUAGCACAGCCUUUAGCUUACCACAACCUCAUCUUCAGCGUACGAAGCUUUGUGACAUGAAAGAUGUUGAACUGGAUCCUGAUUAUGUCAAGAAGAAGGAGCAAUUGAAAGAAAUUGUUGCAUCUAUCGUUCGUCCAAAGAUUGUCCAGGGUAAAUUUCUCAAUGGGAAGGAGUUUGUAUCGUUCCUUGAGCAGAUACUUGACGCCUUGAAUCAAGGAGAGAUUCCAUCUACGGGCUCCCUUGUGGAGGUUUUCAACAAGGGUAUUCUAGAGCGUUGUUUAAAACUGUACACCGAGCAGAUGGCUAAAGUGGUUUUACCAAUGCAAGGGGAGUCUUUACAGAAAGCUCAUGAAGAGCAGAGAGACACAGCAAUGGAAGUUUUUGAGGAACAGCAUUUUGGUCGUCGCCAUGCAAGGAAAUCAGUUGAUCAAUUGGAAGAGGACAUUGAGAAGGUGUAUAAGAAUAUCAAGUUGGCAAAUGAAUAUCAGUCCUCAACUCUGUGCGAAGCGUUGUAUACUAGAUGCGAGGACAAAAUGGAUGAACUUCAGGCCCUCAGACUUCCUUCAAUGGCCAAAUUCAACGCUGGCUUCCUCCAAUGCAACCAUAGUUUUGAAAGAGAAUGUGUUGGACCUUCUAAAAGCAACUAUGAACAGCGGAUGAUCAAGAUGUUGGGAAAGUCAAAAUCUGUAUUCAUUAAAGAAUAUAAUCAGAGAGUGUUCAACUGGCUGGUGGUUUUCUCACUUGUCAUGGUGGUGUUAGGGCGGUUUGUUAUAAAGUUUUUUCUGGUUGAGAUUGGUGCAUGGAUACUGUUUAUCUUCUUAGAAACGUAUACGAGGAUGUUUUGGUCUGCUGAGUCGCUUUACUACAAUCCAGUCUGGCAUUCUUUUCUGGCAACUUGGGAAUCACUUGUGUAUAAUCCUAUUCUUGAUUUGGACAGAUGGGCAAUUCCCAUUUGUGUUAUAGCUGCAAUAUUUGUGUUUUAUCGGCGAUGUUACGGAAGAAUGCAACGUGGUCCUAGGUGGUCAUUACCUGUGUACAGCAAUCAGCGAAGAUCAGAGUAAGUGAAUGGUUUCCAUUUUUAUUACAAGGUCGGAGUCAGAUGUAGGGCAGGUUUGAAGGUUCAAUAUAUCCCAGCUAGACUAUGUAUACAUAACUGUACAGGUCAUAAACUUUGUUGUAAUUCUUACAAAUUAAUUGCCAUGCACACAUACAUAGCUUCAGAACACUAUGACGUGAAAGAGUGCCAACUGAUUGGAAUUUACUUGUUCGAUACAAAGUUGUAUGAAUAUUUUCUUUUGUAAAUAAGGGUUUUAUAUU
This is a messenger RNA of Solanum pennellii, 2288 nucleotides long. Its product is annotated as guanylate-binding protein 5-like. The record is from RefSeq and is a predicted model, not a curated record. The transcript has 17 exons. Gene Ontology annotation, molecular function: GTP binding; GTPase activity. Lineage: Eukaryota; Viridiplantae; Streptophyta; Magnoliopsida; Solanales; Solanaceae. Bases 242 to 2032 code for a protein of 596 amino acids.